AUGGUCAAAGCAAUGACCGCAUGCAAGAAGCCCCGCAUUGCUGUGGUUGGCAAUACUGGCAUUGGCAAAUCGUACAUGCAGCUUGUGAUCCUCUUGUGGUGGGCGCGUCCAGAGCUACGUCCAGUGCCCGAAAACGUCGACGACGGGGCUGCUUUGGACAAGUUUUUGGAUGACAUUGAAGCAAUCGCUCGCGUGGAGCGGGACUCUUGGACGGAUUUGUUCUUCAAGCGCGAACAACUUCAUUACGGCGUCGAUACGUUGCCACUUCCUUCAUUGCACGAGCUGGUGUUCAUGUCUGCUGUGAUGGAGAACGGCGUACGGUCCGAUUUGAAGCCACUGUACGAGGCGUCACUUGUCCGUGAACGAAUCCGAACGCAUGGCCCCUUCCUGCGGGUUGUGUUGCCUGAGAGCGCGAAUUUUUUGAAGGCUGAAGAUAAAGCGGGACGGGGUGAAUUGGCUGCGUUGACAUUGGAAAAACUCCAAAAGGCAUGGUUCAUCACCGAGAAGAGAUCUGUUGGUAUGAUGGAAAUCAGUGAUCGUAUCCUCCUCAUUGCGCCCGUGUUGGACGGCGUGUUUAAUUCGUAUACGCUGAAGCCGGCGAACGAUCUUGUGGCUGAACAUUUGGGCAAUUUGAUGUUCGACAUCGACGUGCAGCAACUCAAGAGGCAACUCAUCGCGUACAUUGCAAAUCCUGGCGAUCCCUCGGUGAGUCCCGCUGUCAAGGGGUCGAUGUCCAUUACCCUCGAAACGUUUUUCGUCAAGUAUGCCGCCGCGCACGACAUCGAACGGCGUUGGGAGGGUUGGGAAGUGGCCACAACGAAGUUCUCUGCCAAUUCAAACGACGACCCUAAUUGGACGCCGCAAUGGGAGGCCUUCUCGUUGAACGUGAAUCAAAUCAACCGGGCCAAGAAACCAACGUAUGCCGACUUUGUGGCUGCCCCCACGUCGAUCUUUUACAUGAACGACCCUGGGUAUCCGUUUGUGGACUGUUUUUGGUACGAUGACAACAUGAAGGCGGUGCACGCAGGCCAAGUAACCAUGUCGCAGGAUGGUCACCCGAAAGGCGUCGGGGCAUUCAACACCAUGAAGAAGAACAUUGAUAUUCCAGAUGGAGUCAAGAUGGUUGUCAACUACAUCACCUUGCCGUUCCAGGCCGACCGAUAUGCGAAUGGAGCCCGAAGCUACUUCUUCUCGGACGAUAACACCGCUGUCCAAGGACUGGCUAACGUCAAGCGUGUACCCAUCUACGACUAA
Molecule: messenger RNA, 1254 nt
Organism: Aphanomyces astaci
Lineage: Eukaryota; Oomycota; Saprolegniomycetes; Saprolegniales; Verrucalvaceae
Exons: 4
Coding region: 1-1254 (417 amino acids)
Source: RefSeq, a predicted model, not a curated record